CUCCCACCUCUUUGAGGCCAGCUUCGACUCAUGACACCCUCCGUGUCACCACACCCUUUCUAAUCCUCCCACUCUCGUCCACACAAAACCCCCCACAAUUCCCUAAAAUCCAUUUCCUAACAUCAUAGGAGUUUUUCAGCAUGCGGUGGCGGCUGCCUGGCGCCCAGUCGACCCUUCCUUCCAGUGUCGCACUUCUCCUGCUUCCAGUUCUUGUUACUCCGCAGCAGUGGCAACAACAACGACAUCCUCAACAGCAAUAUGACCUUCCUUCCACCGUUUCCGUCCUGCAACAAUCCCACGGACCCCCAGCGGGAAACAAUCCUUCAUACGUCUCGGAUGUGAAGUCCAACGAUGUGAGCGCCCUUGCAACCAUGGCUCUGGCGGGCUCUAGCCGCGCCGUUCGAGCCCCUCCUGCCCAAGUCAGCAGCAGCUCUUCCGCUGGUCUGGCUCCGCAGCUUCACGCGCGGUCUUUGCAGGACUGGAAGGUUGAGGACUUUGUCCUUCUGGCGACCGUCGACGGUUCCAUUCACGCUCGUGACCGCAAAACCGGUGCGGCUCGCUGGGCCUUGGAAGUCCCUAGCAGUCCUACCGUCGAAAGUAUCUACCACCGAUCCAACCGCUCGAGCUUCGAUCGGCAACAACCGGAGGAUGAUUUUAUCUGGAUAGUGGAGCCGAGUCAGGGCGGUAGCCUCUACAUCUACAGUCCUGGCCCGGAUGCAGGAUUACAAAAACUCGGGUUGACGGUGAAGGAACUUGUCGAUGAGACACCUUAUUCUGGGGAUGACCCCGCCGUUACGUACACGGCACGGAAGGAGACGACUCUGUAUACCAUCGAUGCACGAUCGGGGACUAUUCUCCGGGUGUUCAGCUCCCGCGGCCCUGUCUCAUCGGGCCAGGAAUGUCGAAAGGUCGAUGGUCUGGAUAGGGAUGCAGAGGAGUGCGAGACUCCUUCUGGCACCUUGGUGCUCGGUCGCAUAGAUUACACGGUAGCGAUACAAAACACAGAGACGGGAGAUCCCAUUUGCACGCUAAAAUACUCUGAGUGGGCGGCCAACAAUCGUGACAUUGACCUCCAGAGUCAAUAUGUGAACACAAUGGACCAAAGCUUCAUCUACAGCAUGCAUGAUGGCGUGGUCUUGGGAUUCGACCAUUCUGAGAUGGAUCGCCCACGCUACACUCAACGUUUCUCGAGCCCCGUCAUCCGGGUCUUCGACGUGGCUCGCCCGGUUGGCAGUGACUCGCCUGAUCAGCCCACGCCGCUAGUCCUUCUCUCGCAACCUUCACAACCCCCUGAUCCUGACUAUGGAUCGAUCGAUGAUCGCGAUUCACGCGUCUUUAUCGAUUGCACAGAGGCUGGUGGCUGGUAUGCGAUGUCAGAGGAGAGUUACCCCCUCGUGACCGGGAGAGCCAAGAUGGCACAAUGUUACAAGAAAGACUAUCUCCGUCAUGGGCAGCCGUUGACGAGUUUGACCACAAGUCAACAGCAGGAUGCCUUAGCCGGAGUACACUCCCUCCAUGCCCCUCGUGUCAUUCGCCGCCACAUCCCAAGCAUCUCGGGGCCUUCGUCCGCAGACUUCUCCAAUGAUACCCCUCCUCGAGGGGUCGUCCAAAGUUCGUCCGAACUAGCCUUGCCGCCUGCUCUUCGACACAGUACCAUCAUCCGUAAGGGCUGGGAUAAUGUAGUCGACAUCUUCGUCACGCUUCUAUUGCUGUUCUUCGGCACCUUCAUCUGGUUCAAUUCGCAUCAUAUCCAGGAACUGGCCAAACAGAAGUUGGACUUGAAAAACAUCAUUGUGUCAUACGGGCAGCCAUCACUGUCGACGCCGUCGACCCCAGUCAUCGAUGGUCCUCAUAUCAAGCGAGAGGUUGACGAAACCCGGUCAGCACCAGAGGUCAUGGUUGACGUGAGCGUUUCUGAGGAGCAACAGUCCGCCGGUGAUAUGACCCCCAAGCCUAAGAAAACCGUCAACACCCUGGCGCCUGAUACGACUCCUCGAGUUCGCAUUCGAGAGCCAUCUCAAGGACCCGACGCUGAUGAUGACGUGGACGACUUCAACCUUCAGGAAUCUGAAAAGGGCGACGGAGAGAAGCCGAAGAAGAAAGCUCGCCGUGGACGCCGUGGCGGGAAGAAUCACAGACGUGGCAAAAAGCCCACUGAAGGCGAGUCCAAUGAGCAGGCAGAUCGCGUCGUGGAAGAAGUGAACAACCUCCAACCCCAGUCACGCCUGGAACCUGACAUUCAACUGACUCGGACUGUGUCGAACGAGAUUGUUCAAGUGGGUGGUGUACUCCAGAUUGGGCGUCUCAAAGUCUUCACCGAGGUGGUGCUAGGACAUGGAAGCCACGGCACUGUCGUUUACCGCGGGUCAUUUGAUGGCCGAGACGUAGCUGUGAAGCGCAUGUUGGUCGAAUUCUACGACAUUGCAUCGCACGAAGUCAGCCUGCUGCAGGAGAGUGAUGACCACGGGAAUGUCAUUCGGUAUUACUGUCGGGAACAGGCUGCUGGGUUUCUCUACAUUGCGCUGGAGCUCUGCCCAGCCUCGCUGCAGGACGUUGUCGAACGUCCGGGCGACUUUCCCCAGUUGGUUCAAGGUGGCAUGGACAUGCCCGACGUUUUGCGCCAGAUCAUUGCGGGUGUCCGGUACCUUCAUUCUCUCAAGAUUGUUCAUCGGGAUUUGAAACCGCAAAACAUCUUGGUCGCGAUGCCUCGCGGUCGCACGGGCUUGAGCUCGCUGCGGCUGCUUAUCUCUGAUUUUGGCUUGUGUAAGAAAUUGGAAGAUAACCAAAGCUCAUUCCGCGCGACUACGGCACAUGCGGCAGGUACCUCUGGCUGGCGAGCGCCGGAGCUGUUGAUGGAUGAGGACAUGACCCCGGCCAUGAUGAGCACCGAGUCUCAGCACACCGAAUCUUCCGAGCCCGCUGUAGUCGAUCCUCAAACGAACCGUCGAGCGACUCGGGCUAUCGACAUCUUCUCCUUGGGCUGCGUCUUCUAUUAUGUGCUGACCAGGGGCUGCCAUCCGUUCGACAAGAAUGGAAAAUUCAUGCGGGAGGCCAAUAUUGUCAAAGGCAAUCACAAUCUGGAUGAGCUUCAGCGGUUAGGGGAAUAUGCCUUCGAGGCAGAAGACCUGAUCCAAUCGAUGUUAGCCCUGGACCCACGCAAACGACCCGACGCGAGCGCCGUUCUGACUCAUCCGUUCUUCUGGCCUCCCUCCGACCGCCUCAGCUUCCUGUGCGACGUCUCGGAUCAUUUCGAGUUCGAGCCACGUGACCCUCCGUCGGAUGCCCUUCUUUGUUUGGAGUCCGUUGCCUCGCGUGUGAUGGGUCCAGACAUGGACUUCCUUCGCUUGUUACCCCGCGAUUUCAAGGAAAACCUCGGCAAGCAGCGUAAAUACACUGGAUCCAAGGUUCUCGAUCUUCUGCGGGCCCUGCGCAACAAGCGCAACCACUACAACGACAUGCCUGAACACCUCAAGGCGCACAUUGGUGGGCUACCGGAAGGCUAUCUAAACUUCUGGACUGUGCGAUUCCCCAGUCUACUGAUGAGCUGCCACUCGGUUAUUGUGGAGCUGAAGUUGACUCGCAUUGACCGGUUCAAGCGUUACUUCACCCCUGUGGAGUAGAAGUGCAGCUUUGUGCAUAUGGAGACGAAAGCUUCGGGUACAUAUUUCGGAAAUAGUUGACUAAAAGCAUUUGGAAUAUAUUUCUCGUGAUUUGGACAGUUUUGAUCACUUACGGCGCGUUGCAACGCCUUUUGUGGGAGCGCGUUGGACCCCGUAAACUGUUUGCAUCGAGUUUUUGUCGAAGAAAUUGCUAUUGUAGUAGUGCAGAUUGGGAAGAAAGCUGACUCCCGCCAGAUUGCUGUCCCAUGCCAAAGAGAGCGG
Messenger RNA from Aspergillus aculeatinus CBS 121060, 3881 nucleotides. RefSeq names its product bifunctional endoribonuclease/protein kinase IRE1 (gene ireA). The transcript is spliced from 2 exons. NCBI's taxonomy places the organism in Eukaryota, Fungi, Ascomycota, Eurotiomycetes, Eurotiales, Aspergillaceae. Bases 141 to 3620 code for a protein of 1159 amino acids. Gene Ontology annotation, biological process: mRNA processing; intrinsic apoptotic signaling pathway in response to endoplasmic reticulum stress; protein phosphorylation. The record is from RefSeq and is a predicted model, not a curated record. Gene Ontology annotation, cellular component: IRE1-TRAF2-ASK1 complex. Gene Ontology annotation, molecular function: RNA endonuclease activity; protein serine/threonine kinase activity; ATP binding.